CUCAGUCUCCUCUCACUUUCGAGUUUCGACUCGAGCAAAUCCCUAGCAAUUUCGCCCACUUCUUCAAUUUUUGCUCACUCACAUACGAAGAACAGCUAAACAAAAUGGCAUCCAGCGAUCAAACUGUGUUGCAAUUUUCACCAUCUUCAGCGAGUUUAUCAGCUAGGGUUCAACCUUUGGUCAUUUUCAACAUUUGCGAUUGCUACGUAAGACGACCUGACCAAGCCGAGCGGGUCAUUGGCACUCUUCUCGGCUCUGUAUUGCCUGACGGCACUGUUGACAUUCGCAAUUCUUAUGCCGUUCCUCACAGCGAGUCUCAAGAUCAGGUUGCACUGGAUAUUGAUUACCAUCAUAACAUGUUGUCAUCUCAUCAGAAGGUGAAUCCAAAGGAAGUGAUUGUUGGAUGGUUUUCUACUGGUUUUGGAGUCUCUGGUGGUAGUGCUUUGAUCCAAGAGUUUUAUUCUAGAGAAACUUCUAAUCCUAUACAUCUGACCGUUGAUACUGGAUUUCAAAAUGGUGAAGCUUCAAUAAAAGGCUUUGUCUCUGUGCAUUUGUCUCUCGGAGAUCAGCCACUUGCUGCCCAAUUUCAGGAAAUUCCAUUGGACCUGCGCAUGGUUGAAGCUGAAAGGGUUGGAUUUGAUAAGCUCAAGAAAACAACCGUAGACAAACUUCCGAAUGAUCUCGAAGGAAUGGAAGCAUCAAUGCAGCGAUUACUUGCUCUUAUUGAUGAUGUCUACAAAUAUGUUGAUGAUGUUGUGGAAGGACGUCUACCCCAGGAUAACAGAACCGGAAGAUUUAUAGCUGAUACUGUGGCUGCCAUUCCUAAACUCUCACCCCAAGCCUUUGAUAAGCUUGUGAAUGAUGGUCUUCAGGACCAAUUGCUUUUGUUGUAUUUGGCAAGCCUCACGAGAACUCAACUCAGCUUUGCAGAAAAGUUAAACACUGCUGCUCAGAUCCUGUGAUUGAUUAUCCUUUCGUGCUCUUGUAAUGCAAGGCCAGAUUUUUGUCCGGGUGACUGUUUGGUCUGAC
Nicotiana tabacum (common tobacco) is the source of this 1029-nucleotide messenger RNA. RefSeq names its product eukaryotic translation initiation factor 3 subunit F. Gene Ontology annotation, biological process: translational initiation. Gene Ontology annotation, molecular function: translation initiation factor activity; translation initiation factor binding; metallopeptidase activity. The record is from RefSeq and is a predicted model, not a curated record. Gene Ontology annotation, cellular component: eukaryotic translation initiation factor 3 complex, eIF3m. Lineage: Eukaryota; Viridiplantae; Streptophyta; Magnoliopsida; Solanales; Solanaceae.